Chinchilla lanigera (long-tailed chinchilla) is the source of this 5050-nucleotide messenger RNA. It is a transcript of the gene Caskin2, whose product is annotated as CASK interacting protein 2. NCBI's taxonomy places the organism in Eukaryota, Metazoa, Chordata, Mammalia, Rodentia, Chinchillidae. Bases 636 to 4232 code for a protein of 1198 amino acids. The record is from RefSeq and is a predicted model, not a curated record. The transcript is spliced from 20 exons. Gene Ontology annotation, molecular function: protein binding.
CCUCUCUCCCGAUCCGGCAGGAGGGAGGGGGGAGGGGCGGGAUUUCCUGCGGGAGGCGCAGAGUCGGCCUUGGAAAAGCAGCAGGAGGAGAAAGGUAUGGGGGGGUAGUGGGAGCCAGCGUGCAAAGUGCCAGGGACUGAGCGGGGCCAGCCGGACCCCCGGCGGAGAAGCCGGGAGAGGCUGAAGCCCAGCCUUCGACUGAGGCACUGCGACUCUUCCGGACCCCCAGGACCUGCCCACUGAUGCUACCCAAGGCCCGAGGGAAUGCUGGCUGCUCUUGGAGUAGGCACUGGUGCUCCUGAGCCGAGCCUGGAAGAUUGGUGUUUCCAGUCCUGGCCCAUCCCGGGGCUGUCAGAAGCUGCAGGCUGAUAUCCUUCCAGAUUGCCACACAGCUGCCACCUCCUCAGAGACGCUUUUCUGUUUGUGGUGGCAGCUCACGGAGCUCCUUGGGGGAAUAUCCAUCAGUACCUGACAAGGAGCCCACUGCCUAGGACCCCAGACGCAUUCUCCCAGGACUGCCCUAGGACAGGGAGACCUCCAAGGGGCUGAGGCAUGACACGCUGACCCUCUGCUUGGACCGGUGUCCUUGUCUCGGCCUUGGACUCCUGAGCCUAGACCUUGGCCCAGGAGCCAGCAUGGGUAGAGAACAGGAUCUGAUUCUUGCCGUCAAGAAUGGAGAUGUGACUGGUGUGCAGAAACUGGUGGCCAAGGUCAAAGCCACAAAGACAAAGCUUCUCGGCUCCACGAAGAGGCUCAAUGUCAACUACCAGGAUGCUGAUGGAUUCUCUGCUCUCCACCAUGCCGCCUUGGGGGGCAGCUUGGAGCUCAUAGCCUUGUUGCUGGAGGCUCAGGCCACUGUGGACAUCAAGGACAGCAAUGGCAUGCGUCCACUGCACUAUGCAGCCUGGCAGGGCCGGCUAGAGCCCGUGCGGCUGCUGCUCCGGGCCUCUGCGGCCGUCAAUGCUGCAUCGCUGGAUGGGCAGAUCCCGCUGCACCUGGCUGCACAGUAUGGACACUACGAGGUGUCAGAAAUGCUCCUCCAACAUCAGUCCAACCCAUGCCUAGUUAACAAGGCCAAGAAGACACCCCUGGACCUGGCCUGUGAGUUUGGGCGGCUCAAGGUGGCCCAGCUGCUCCUGAACAGCCACUUAUGUGUAGCACUGCUGGAAGGUGAGGCCAAGGACCCGUGCGACCCCAACUACACCACGCCUCUGCACCUGGCUGCUAAGAAUGGCCACAGAGAAGUUAUCCGGCAGCUCUUGAGAGCUGGGAUUGAGAUCAACCGCCAGACCAAGACUGGGACAGCGCUCCACGAGGCCGCGCUGUAUGGCAAGACCGAGGUGGUGCGGCUGCUCCUGGAGGGAGGUGUAGAUGUGAACAUUCGGAACACAUACAACCAGACAGCGCUGGACAUUGUGAAUCAGUUUACCACGUCCCAGGCCAGCCGGGAAAUCAAGCAGCUACUGCGGGAGGCCUCAGGGAUCCUGAAGGUCCGAGCACUCAAGGAUUUCUGGAACCUCCACGACCCCACUGCUCUCAGUGUCCGGGCAGGGGAUGUCAUCACGGUCCUUGAGCAGCAUCCCGAUGGCCGCUGGAAGGGCCACAUCCAUGAGAGCCAAAGGGGCACAGACCGUGUAGGCUACUUCCCCCCUGGCAUUGUUGAGGUGGUCAGCAAGCGGGUGGGCAUCCCCAUGCCCCGUCUCCCCUCGGUGCCCACCCCGCUACGCCCAGGCUUCUCCCGGAUGCCGCAGCCUCCUGCUGAUGAGCCACUGCAGCCUCUUACCUAUGGCCAGCUCCCUCGGGUGGGCCUCAGCCCAGACAGCCCAGCAGGUGACAGGAAUAGCGUGGGCAGUGAGGGCAGUGUGGGCAGCAUCCGUAGUGCUGGCAGUGGGCAGAGUUCCGAGGGCACCAAUGGGCACAGCACUGGACUCCUUAUUGAGAAUGCCCAGCCCCUGCCUUCUGCUGGGGAGGACCAGGUGCUGCCAGGACUGCACACCCCAUCCCUGGCAGACAACCUGAGCCACCAUCCUCUGGCCAGCUACCACUCUGGGGAGAUCUUCACCCAGGAGGUGAGGCCGGAACAGCUGCUGGAGGGGAAGGAUGCACAGGCCAUUCACAACUGGCUAAGCGAGUUCCAGCUGGAGGGCUACACUACCCACUUCCUGCAGGCUGGCUAUGAUGUGCCAACCAUCAGUCGCAUGACGCCUGAGGAUCUGACAGCCAUCGGGGUGACCAAGCCUGGGCAUAGGAAGAAGAUUGCCUCAGAGAUCGCUCAGCUCAGCAUUGCCGAGUGGCUGCCCAGCUACAUCCCAACGGACUUGCUGGAGUGGCUAUGUGCGCUGGGGCUGCCGCAGUACCACAAGCAGCUGGUGAGCAGUGGCUAUGACUCCAUGGGGCUGGUGGCCGAUCUCACCUGGGAGGAGCUACAAGAGAUUGGUGUCAACAAGCUAGGGCAUCAGAAGAAGCUUAUGCUGGGUGUGAAGCGGCUAGCAGAGCUUCGGCGGGGCCUGCUACAGGGAGAGGCCCUAGGUGAAGGCGGGCACCGGAUGGCCAGGGGUCCGGAGCUGAUGGCUAUCGAGGGGCUGGAGAACGGGGAGGGUCCAGCUGUGGCCGGCCCGCGCCUUCUGACCUUUCAGGGCAGUGAGUUAAGCCCAGAGCUCCAGGCAGCCAUGGCAAGGGGUGGCCCUGAGCCGCUCCCCCUGCCCCCAGCCCGAUCCCCCAGCCAGGAGAGCAUCGGAGCACGUUCACGGGGGUCUGGGCACUCACAGGAACAGCCUGCUCCCCAGCCCAGUGGCGGAGACCCCAGCACCCCACAGGAGAGGAACCUUCCAGAGGGCACAGAGCGGCCCCCUAAGCUUUGCUCCCCACUUCCUGGCCAAGGACCCGCCCCUUACGUUUUUAUGUACCCCCAGGCCUCGCCCUCCAGCCCAGCUCCAGGGCCACCUCCUGGUGCACCCCGUGCCUUCUCCUACUUGGCCAGCUCCCCUGCCACUCCUCCAGACCCACCUCGGCCCAAGCGCCGGUCCCAUAGCCUGAGCCGCCCUGGUCCUACUGAGGGGGAAGCGGAGGGAGAAGCUGAAGGGCCAGCCGGCAGUGCCUUGGGCAGUUAUGCUACCCUUACCCGGCGGCCAGGACGCAGCACCCUUGCCCGGACCAGCGCUAGCCCAACCCCAACUCGAGGCGCUCCCCGAAGCCAGUCCUUUGCUCUCCGGGCCCGUCGCAAGGGCCCUCCACCUCCACCCCCCAAGCGCCUCAGCUCCGUCUCUGGCCCGACGGAGCCACCUCCGCUAGAUGGGAGCCCAGGGCCCAAGGAGGGUUCUGCAGGGCCCCGAAGGCGCACACUGAGUGAACCUGCUGGCCCUUCUGAAGCCCCCAGCCUGCCCACUCCAGCCGGCCCUGCUUCAGAUACAGAAGAGGAGGAGCCUGGCUCUGAGGGAACACCCCCAUCUCGGGGCAGCUCAGGGGAAGGGCUGCCAUUCGCAGAAGAGGGAAACCUGACUAUCAAGCAACGGCCAAAGCCAGCUGGCCCCCCACUUCGGGAAACACCUGUGCCCCCCGGCCUUGACUUCAACCUCACCGAGUCAGACACUGUCAAGCGGAGGCCCAAAUGCAGGGAGAGAGAGCCGCUUCAGACGGCACUGCUGGCCUUUGGGUUAGCAAGUGCCACCCCUAGUCCCUCUGCCCCCCUGACCUCGCAGGCCCCCAGUGAGUCCACUUCCUCCAGCCCUCCACAGCCUGAGCCCAGCAGCCUGCCAACUCAGGGAGCUCCAGCUUCUGCUCCCAGUCCGGGAACACAGCCGUCUGGGCCCCCAGCACCCUGUGCUGGGCUGGGUCUGGAGAACUCAGCUGGCAGUCGGCAGAAUGCGGAGUCGGAGCCCCAGGCCGCUCCUGCUGCCCUCCUCAAGGUUCCCAGAGCAGGAACAUCCCCCAAGCCUGUGUCUGUGGCCUGUACCCAGCUGGCAUUUUCCGGGCCAAAACUGGCUCCCCGGCUUGGCCCCCGCCCUGUCCCCCCACCAAGGCCUGAGAGCACUGGGGCUACAGGUGCAGGUGGGGCCCAGCAGAGACUGGAGCAGACCAGCUCGUCCCUGGCAGCUGCACUGAGGGCCGCAGAGAAGAGCAUUGGCGCUGAAGAGCGAGACCGGCCCCCUGGGACCUCCACCAAGCACAUUCUGGAUGACAUCAGCACCAUGUUUGAUGCCCUGGCUGACCAGUUGGAUGCCAUGCUGGAUUGAGCAAGACCCACCUGUGGCUCCUGGCAGUGCCCGUGACCUGCAGUGUCCACUGCCUUUGGCCCAGCACAGAAGAGGCCGCUGCUACCCUUGGUACUGGCAGUGGGCUGGUCUGCCUGGGUCACCAGCCCUGCAGUGUUACUGGGAUAGCCCAGAGGCAGGGCCAAGGGGACUUGUCAGGACCUGACUAGUACAAGGGCCUCCGCUCUAUCUCAGCAAGCCCUUUCCCAUGUGUAACUAACUGGACAGCCCUGGCCCCUGGCCAGGGACCUCGGCAAAAGCUUUCUCCUCAAGGAGAGAAAGUGGUGGCAGGGCAGGGUUUCUGGGGUGCUUUCUUGCACCCUCCACCCUGUGUACCAGUCCCUGAGCCAAGGAAAAGCACCUGGCUACCCCCACACUACCCUGGCACCCUGAGAAGCAAGAGGAGGCAGCAUGCCCAAAUGGACCCCUCCCUGCAGGUGUACAUAGGACAUGUAAAUAUGCAACAGGGACGAGGCCUCGUGCUGGUGGCCAUGCCCCGGCCAGCUUCUGCCCCUGCUCCCACCAUCCCUCACUGGAAGCAGUGGGCUUAACAGAUCCUCAGUGUCCAAACUUUUUCAACUGUAAAUGUUAUUUUUUAAGCAGAGAGAAAUGCAUAUAUUUUAAAUGGAAUUUAUUGUAUCUAUUAACUGCCUGAGAGGACGUAGUGGGGGAGCCUUGGGUUACAGCAGUACCCCCACAGUUCUCUGGGCUGGAGGCCUGACCUGUUGGCCCAGGCCCGGGAUGUGUAACCAUUAACUUCUUUCCGCAACUAACACCAAUGAAAGUGUCAUUCCAUGCAA